AUGAGCCGCCAGUUUAGUUCGCAGUCGGCGUUCAGCUCCCGGAGCAGGCGGGGUUGCAGCUCUGGCUUCUCUGCAGCCUCUGGUGGCGGGAGUCGGGCUGCGAGGUUUGUGUGUCACGGCCAAGGGCGGUGGGGUGGUGGGGGCUCUGCAAGGGGGUUUACCUCGAGGAGCCUCUACAACCUCGGUGGCAGCAAAAGCAUCUCCAUGAACCUCGUGGGCAGAAACGCCAGUGGUUUUCGCCAGGGCGGGGUCUUUGCAGGGAUCCGAAAUUUUGGGGGUGGCAGCUUUGGAGGCGGUGGCUAUGGAGGAGGCGGUUUUAGGGGCUUUGGGUUUGGCGGUAUCAAUUUUGGGAGCUUUGGUCCUAUGUGUCCCCCCGGGGGCAUCCAAGAGGUGACCAUUAACCAGAGCCUCCUACAACCACUUCACCUGGAGGUGGACCCUGAAAUUCAGAGGGUCAAGACUCAGGAGCGGGAGCAGAUCAUGGUUCUUAACAACAAAUUCGCCUCCUUCAUUGACAAGGUGCGGUUCCUGGAGCAGCAGAACCAGGUGCUGCAAACGAAGUGGGAGCUGCUGCAGCAGGUGGACACCUCGACUCGGACCAACAACCUGGAGCCCAUCUUGGAGAGCUACAUCAACGAGCUGCGGAAGCAGGUGGAUUUUCUCAGCGCUGAGCAGAUGCGCCAGAACACGGAGGUCAAGAGCAUGCAGGAUGUCGUGGAGGACUACAAGAGCAAAUAUGAGGACGAAAUUAACCGGAGGACCAACACUGAGAAUGACUUUGUCAUCCUGAAGAAGGAUGUAGAUGCCGCCUACAUGAGCAAAGCGGACCUGCAGUCCAAGGUGGACACUCUGUCUGGGGAGAUCAAUUUCCUGAAAUAUUUGUUUGAUGUGGAGCUGUCCCAGAUACAGACCCACAUCAGCGACACCAAUGUCAUCCUGUCCAUGGACAAUAACCGUGUCCUGGACCUGGACAGCAUCAUCGACGCAGUGCGGAUCCAGUAUGAGCUGAUUGCACAGAGGAGCAAGGACGAGGCCGAGGCGCUGUACCAGACCAAGUACCAGGAGCUCCAGAUCACAGCGGGGAGACACGGAGAUGAGCUGAAGAACAGUAAGAUGGAGAUUGCCGAGCUCAACCGCACCAUCCAGAGGCUGCAGGCGGAGAUCGGCAAUGUCAAAAAGCAGAUCGACCAGAUGCAUGGGGCCAUUUCUGAUGCAGAGGAGAGAGGAGAGCGGGCUCUCCAGGACGCGAAGCAGAAGCUGCAGGACAUGGAGGAGGCGCUGCAGGGCUCCAAGGAGGAUCUGGCCCGGCUGCUGCGUGACUACCAGGCACUGCUGGGAGCCAAGCUAUCCCUGGACGUGGAGAUCGCCACCUACCGCAAGCUGCUGGAGGGCGAGGAGUGCAGGAUGUCUGGAGAGCUGCAGAACCGCGUGAGCAUCUGUGAGUAG
This is a messenger RNA of Condylura cristata (star-nosed mole), 1446 nucleotides long. RefSeq names its product keratin 77, type II (gene KRT77). NCBI's taxonomy places the organism in Eukaryota, Metazoa, Chordata, Mammalia, Eulipotyphla, Talpidae. The record is from RefSeq and is a predicted model, not a curated record. Gene Ontology annotation, molecular function: structural constituent of skin epidermis. Gene Ontology annotation, biological process: intermediate filament organization; keratinization. The transcript has 8 exons. Bases 1 to 1446 code for a protein of 481 amino acids. Gene Ontology annotation, cellular component: keratin filament.